This is a messenger RNA of Oncorhynchus nerka (sockeye salmon), 3450 nucleotides long. Its product is annotated as folliculin-like. Gene Ontology annotation, molecular function: GTPase activator activity. Bases 1135 to 2838 code for a protein of 567 amino acids. NCBI's taxonomy places the organism in Eukaryota, Metazoa, Chordata, Actinopteri, Salmoniformes, Salmonidae. Gene Ontology annotation, biological process: positive regulation of TORC1 signaling; negative regulation of transcription by RNA polymerase II; positive regulation of transforming growth factor beta receptor signaling pathway. Gene Ontology annotation, cellular component: cytosol. The record is from RefSeq and is a predicted model, not a curated record. The transcript has 12 exons.
GAAAGGUUGUAGGAAACUUUCCCCAGCAAUUAAAUUGAAUUACACAGAAAGGGUUUAUAAGCGCGGAAAUCGACUCUGCCACACGAGCAUGCUUUUGCGGCACAGUCGAUAGCGCGCCGGACCUCGAAGGUCGAGAGUUCGAGACCUGCUCCCUGCCUGUUCCAUUACAUUGGUGUCAGAAGUGAUCGGACCUUGCAUCCACGACUGUGCGUGUGCUUGGCCGGUGAGCGCGUUCCUGUAAGACGUAGGGUCGCAAGCUAGCGCGAGGCUCUUUGAAAGGAGGGAGUAGUGUAACGACCCCGGGUUUAUAAGCGCAUGGAUUUGUAGCACAGUCGAUAGCGCGCUGGACCUCGGGCUAGAAGGCCGAGGGUUCGAGACCUGCUCCCUGCUGUUUCAUUACAACAUCCAUGUUUACACUGAAUCCAAAGACAAAGCAUUGACAAUAACGCACCUCUGAUCACCAGUCAUCUCUCCCAGGCCAAGUAUUUGCCGUUUUCUCAAAUUGUCGAAUUUGAUGGUACAAAACAAAUACAAAAGAACAGUUAUUUUUUUCUUUGUAUUAUCUUUUACCAGAUCUAUUGUGUUAUAUUCUACUACAUUCCUUUCACCUUUCCAUACACUUCAAAGUGUUUCCUUUUAGAUGGUAACAAUAAUAUGUAUGUCCUUGCUUCAGGGCCUGAGCUACAGGCAGUUAGAUUUGGGUACGUCAUUUUAGGCGAAAAUUGAAAAAAAGGGGCUAAUCCUUAAGAGGUUUUUUUAAAGAUAUUUUUGUUAUUAACGUGCCAUAUUCGAUGCACUUUUUGUUGUUGUUGAUUCGGCGCAAUUUAGGUUACGCUAUUUGAUUCAGAGAAACGUGCAUGGUGUAAAAAGUGUCUGUCUCAUGACAUUGUCAUAAAUUUGAUCUCUACUCCAGCCUGUAUUCUACAGAAAAGGCCAUAAACUAUUUCUACCUUUUCUAUAGGCUACAUGAUUUAUGUUAGAUUAUGUUUUUGACGGAAUGUUGGUGGAGUGCCGGCAGUGGUUCCUCUCUCCAACAGCACCCUGGAGAGACAAGAAAAAUAUUUAGCUUCCCUGCUUUUGACAAAGUGAGCACUGCUUAUCACAUGGCGGCAUCGGCAUUCAACUGCAUAGCCCAUGUGCCAAAGGAUGAAUGCUCUGGUAGCUCUCUGUCAUUUCUGUGAGCUCCAUGGCCCCCGGACCUUGUUCUGCACCGAGGCUCUGCACCCCCCGUCCCCCACACCCUCCCAGGCUGGCGCCCCCAUACCCGGGGACAGAGAGUCGGACAGAGAGGGAGAGGGACUCACCAUGAGGGCAAACAGCUCAGCUACACAGAGAGGAGACAUGUGUGAGGGCUGCCGGUCUCUCCCAGCGUCUCACCCUGGCUUCGUCAGCGUGGACAGUGAGACAGGCAUCCGGUUCCUCAGCCACCAACAACCCAGACAACCCCAGCUCUUCAGUGUGGUCCGCCAGGCCUGCGUACGCAGCCUCAGCUGUGAGGUAACCUCGUGUGUGAGCGUGUGUCCAGGUCGUGAGGGUCCUAUCUUCUUUGGGGAUGAGCAGCAUGGUUUUGUGUUCUCUCACACGUUCUUCAUCAAGGACAGCCUGGCCCGGGGCUUUCAGCGGUGGUACAGUAUCGUCAUGGUAGCCAUGGACAGGAUCUACCUCAUCAACUCCUGGCCCUUCCUGCUGCGCCACCUCAGACUCACUAUACAGAGUCUACAGAGCACAGCACUGAAGGUGUUUGACAGUGAGCAGUGUGUGUGUCCUCAGAGGGCGGUGAGGAUGAACAGCGUGUUCUCUCCUGCUGUCUUCCCCCACCAGAGGAGUGGUAACGCAGCCCGCUCCCUGCCCUCCCUCACCCAGCACACCAACCUCUGGGCCAGCCUACACUCCUCCUUCAGCUGGUUACUGAAGGCCUGUGGUAGUCGUCUGACAGAGAAGCUGCUGGAGGGAGCUCCCACAGAGGACACACUGCUUCUUAUAGAGAGACAGACCGAGCAAGAGGAGGAAAUGAGUUGCUGGGAAGGAGCAGAAGGGGGCGGGUCUAGACCCCAGUGCCACCAAUCGGAGAGCGAGCUGUACAGAGACUUCUUGUUUGACGAGGGGAAAGCAGAGGGGUAUCCUGGUCCAAAGUUCAGGUCCUUGAGACAUUUAAGACAGGUGCUCGGGACCACUGAUUUCCGCCAGCUAGCAUGGCACGUGCUCAUGGGAAAUCAGGUCAUAUUGAGAGGGGCUGACCCAGGGCUCAUCCAUUCAGCAUUCACCAUGCUGAAGGCCUUGCUACCGGUGGGCUGUGUCCGCUCUGUGACGUACAGCGCCCAGUAUGAGGAAGCAUACCGAUGUAACUUCCUGGGCCUCAGCCCUGACGUGCCCAUCCCCACACACGUCAGCUCCUCAGAGUUCUCAGUGUUGGUGGAUGUGGUCAGUCUGGAGAGGGGUUCUCUGUACUCUGCUGCUUGUGGUGAAGACAUCCUCUCACUCUAUCAGUUCAACAUCAGCAGUACCAACUCACAGCCUACAGAUAAAGGUCCCACGUUGUUGAAUAAGAUCGAGGUGGCGUUGUCCAAUGAGAACCUGUCAGUGGACGUGGUCUCUCACUGUCUGCUGUGUCUGAAGGAGGAGUGGAUGAAUAAAGUGAAGGUGCUGUUUAAGUUCUCCAAGGUAGAUGGGCGUGGGAGGGAGGACACCCAGAAGGUGUUGGCCCUGCUGGGUGCCACGGGGCCUGGGGAGGAGGACAACGUCAGGCUGCUCAAGUUCUGGAUGACAGGACUCAGCAAAACCUACAAGAGCCAUCUGAUGACCGCUGUCAGAGGAGGGCAGAGGCCCCUUAGCCAGUGAGAGAGCAGUGGAGGAGAAUAUGAGCGGUAGCGGGAGAGACCAUAUAGCUGGAGUGAAAUAUACUGUAUCUCAGUAUAGGAGGCUGGUGGGAGGAGGUAUGGGAGGGUGGGCUCAUUGUAAUGGCUGGAAUGGAUUAAAUGGAACGGAGUCAAAUGUGAUUUCCAUAUGUUUGAUGUGUUUGACACUGUUCCAUUUAUACCUUUCCAGCCAUGACAAUGAGCCCGUCCUAUAGCUCCUCCCAGCACCCUCUGCGUGUAUCUACUACUGUAUUUGGACAGACAGAGAGAAAGGGAAAGAAAACAAGUGUGAAAGAGUGAGUAAUGACAGAGACUGACUGAAGGAUAUGUUUGUGUCCAGGUGCUGACUUGAUUAAAACCCAUCCUUCACCAUAAAGAACAAAAAUCCACUCCAUGGGUCGGUUUUAAAUUAAUAAUUAAUUCAGAUACAUAACGUAAUAAGUAAUUCGUAUAUUUUUUUUAGUAAUCAAAUGGGAAUUAUUAUAGGAACACUCUCCACAAUUUUAUGUCUAACUUAUUAUACAAGUUUCAAUAGUUUGUUAACACAUUGUACAGAGAUAUUCAAAUAAAAUAACUGCUUGAGCUGAAACUGAAA